UUUCAAGCACAAUCACAAACACACGUUAAAAAGAAAAAACAAAUUUACCACUUUCAAGUGUAACGCUACAAGCUACAAACGUGUAAGCAUGCACUUACACGACAGAGCAGCCAUAUCGUCCGUUCUCCCGGAAAAUAUUUUGUUCAUCGAAUGGAAUUCUCAAAUCGAAUACUUCACGUACAGUGAUGAUCUGAAAAUACACUCGUGGGAUGGCUCCGCCAAGGACAGUUCAGCCAAGACGAUCACGCUGAAUAAAGGCACUCACAUUUUGGAUAUAGACUGCAUGAAUAUCAGUCAGCAGAGCAUCGACCAACGCAAAAGAUCCAGUGAAAUGUUUGCCAUUGGAACAUCAGAUGGAAAAUGUUACAUAAUGCACAAGUCGGGCCGAACGGAGAGGGUUAUUGAUGCUCACAAAGGAGCAGUCAUGAAUGCCAAAUGGAAUCACGAUGGCACAAGCUUACUGACAUCAGGCGAAGAUGGCCAACUCAAGAUAUGGUCCAGAAGUGGAAUGCUGAGGAGUACGCACACACAAGCGGAUUCGCCCAUCUACUCGGCUGUCUGGUCCCCAUUCUCUACCGGUGUUCUCUACUCUUCCGGCAAACUGAUGACCAUCCAGUCCUUUGCAACCACCAGUAAGACUCUGCAGUGGAAAGCCCACGACAGCGUUGUCCUAGUGGUGGCCUGGAGUUCGAUAUCGCAUUUAAUCGCUAGCGGUAGUGAAGAUUGCCACUUUAAGAUUUGGGAUCCCGUGGGCCAGCUGUUGUUCAACAGCGACCCUCGACUCCAUCCCAUCACGUCGAUCGCCUGGUCGCCAGACGGAGCCUUCUGCGCUUUCACGACAUUUUCAUCCGUCUGCGUCUCAUCCGCUUACGGGAGCGAUAUUCUCGAGGGCUCUAUGGAGGGCGAUGGAAUUUCGAGCGUCUGUUGGUCACCGGAAGGAUCCCAGUUGGUGGUGGGGAAUUCGACUGGAAGAAUCCAAAUAUCUCAUCUGGUCAAAGGGGGGCUGACUUGGGGAAACUAUCACGUGACCAAGAUGGCUCCCAACACUCUGGAAUUGCGUGAUCAUUUCAACGAGACGGUCGAGCUGCUCGAAUUCAGAGACGACGUCCUCCUCUGGUCCUUCAACUACGGCCAUUUCCUGGUGGCCAGCCAGACGCAUUGCCUCAUCCACAAAGAGAACGGCUGGAACAGUCCCAUCACCGUCGAAUUGCGGGACAAGUGUCCGCAGUUCAUCAAACAAACGGAAAAAUAUUUCCUGAUAAUGGAUUGCGGCAUCCUAUACGUCUUCUCGUACGACGGAGCCCUGCAGGGAACGCCCAGGAUCUCCAAUCAGCGGCUGACGAUGCUGACGGCCGAUCACGUCACGGCCGCCAAAGAGGUGAUAGCCGCCCGUAGUCCCAGCGACGGCAAAUCGAUCCACUGCUGUCACUACCGCACCGGCAAGCCCGUCUACGGCGACAAGCCGCUGGCCCACAGCGGAGGACAAGUGACCAAGCUGGAACUGGAUCCCGGCUCACCGUCGGGGGAUCAGCUGUUGGCGUUCACGGACACGGCCCGCGACCUUCACCUGCUUUCAUUAUCGUCGGGCCUCAACCGAGUCCGUUCUUCUCUCAAAAUUGCUGGAGGUGUGACGUCGUUCGCCUGGAAUUGCGAUUGUUCCAUGCUGGUUAUGGUUAGAGAAGAGGAACUGUGUGUGGUGCCUUACCCGCCGGCCGUGCCCAACGAUCCAGCAUUACUCGAAAAGUUCACCAUUCGUCAAAACAUCCGAGAAUACGGAAAGCACGUUACGAUCGAGAGCUUUACCGGACACCAGGUGACGCUGCAGCGUGGCGAUGGGCUCACCUUUCCCGUCUACCUGUCGCCUUAUCCGUCCAAGUUGCAGCAAUUCGUGUCCAACGGCCAAUGGGAUAGCGCCCAGCGACUCUGCAGUUCCAUCAAGAUGGAAAUUCUGUGGGUCUGCCUGGCGGCCAUGGCCGUGCAUUAUAAGCAGUUGGACGCCGCCCAGGUAGCUUUCGCAGCCCUUCGUGAGACGGAUAAGAUCCUCUACGUCGACGCUAUCAAAAAGAUGAACAACGUGGCCAUGAUCAAGGCGGAGACGGCCCUCCUGCAGAACGGACGGACUGAAGCUGAAACUAUCCUGCUCCAGGCUGGACUGCCUCUCAAAGCCAUCAUGUUGAAUUUGCAGCUGUUCCAGUUCGAAAAAGCUUUAGAGCUGGCGGUCAAGCACGAUUCCAACAUCGACGUGGUGGUCGCCUAUCGGCGCAAAUACCUGGAGCAAUUCAGCUGGACCGAGACCAUUCCCCGCUUCAUCGAAUACGCCAAGAAAGUCGACAUAGACUGGGAUGCCAUUGAAGAAAAGCUCAUGGACGAAUGAUGAUGAUGAUGACCCUGGCAGAGUGUAGAAAUAAUUCCACCACCACCAAGAUUUACAUACCAACUUGACUCUGCUGAUGCCACUGCCCGUUGAUGGAGCGUUGCAUGCGCCAAAAGAAUAGACAAACCACGCAGGCUCAUUUUCUGACGAGUCACGAGUAUUUACAUGCAACAAUACAAACGUUUGUGUGUGUGUGUAGUUUCUCCUACAACACAGAACCCAA
This is a messenger RNA of Daphnia pulex (common water flea), 2597 nucleotides long. It is a transcript of the gene Oseg5, whose product is annotated as intraflagellar transport protein 80 homolog. Gene Ontology annotation, cellular component: cilium; centrosome; intraciliary transport particle B. Gene Ontology annotation, molecular function: protein binding. Gene Ontology annotation, biological process: cilium assembly. The record is from RefSeq and is a predicted model, not a curated record. Bases 89 to 2374 code for a protein of 761 amino acids. NCBI's taxonomy places the organism in Eukaryota, Metazoa, Arthropoda, Branchiopoda, Diplostraca, Daphniidae. The transcript is spliced from 13 exons.